Molecule: messenger RNA, 1945 nt
Organism: Oryza brachyantha (malo sina)
Lineage: Eukaryota; Viridiplantae; Streptophyta; Magnoliopsida; Poales; Poaceae
Product: protein tas-like
Exons: 12
Coding region: 684-1697 (337 amino acids)
Source: RefSeq, a predicted model, not a curated record
CAAACAUUUGACGUGACACUUUUCUUAAGAAUUUUCUUAAUCUAAAACACCACCCCAGUCAAAAGAAAGCCAAUAACAGUAUGACCAUAGUAGAAUCCAGCAUUGGACUUGUACGGCAGCCAUCAGUGUAUAUUUCUUAUAGAAGCUUUACACAAAACCCCAAAACAUAGCUCUUGAUCCUUAAUUCCUUAGUCUAAGGACAUUAGCUAUAGAGUAGUAGUAAUCUGCCAUGUUUUUUCUUCCUAACAGAUGAGCUAAAUAUAUACCAAGAAAAAACAAAGAGACACACAAAUCCAUUGGAAACAGAGUAACAUACUAUAUUCCAACAAGAAAUUGUUCAGUGCAAAAAAAAAAAAUAAUGAACUUACAAGGAUUACAAAUUGGGUAAUGUACAUACAAAUCUAUGUUGUGACCAAUUCAAUGAAAUAUGACUUAAUUUUGACAUUUCAUGUUAUAUAUAAUAUAUACCGUACUAUACCCUAACAUUUUAAUACCCAAGUUUUAAAUUUCUUGGCGACGAAGGGUCAAGCGGAUAGGGUGGUGAGCAGCUGCUGCUUCGUCUUCCUCCUCCAUGGAGGGACAAAGAGAUUAGCUUCUGCAUUGCGGUGGAGGAUGUCGGCGAUGCCCACCUUCCACCUCGCCCCGGACCUUCCCGUCUCCCGCCUCUGCUUCGGUCUGGGACGAUGACGAUGGGGGAGCAGAGCGGGCUGCCGGAGUCGCUGCGCCUCCUCGACGCCGCCUUCGACGCCGGCGUCAACUUCUUCGACUCCGCCGAGAUGUACCCGGUCCCACAGCGCAGCGAGACGCAGGGGCGCAGCGAGGAGUUCCUCGGCCGCUGGCUGCGGGCCCGCCGGGCCCCACGUGACAGCGUCGUCCUCGCCACCAAGGUCGCGGGGCCUUCCGGGCAGAUGACGUGGAUCCGCGAUGGGCCUCUGUCUCUUGAUUUGUGCAACAUCACGGAGGCGAUCGAUGGCAGUCUGCGGAGGCUGGGAGUGGAUUACAUUGAUCUUUACCAGAUACAUUGGCCUGAUCGCUAUGUUCCAAUGUUUGGGGAUACAGAGUAUGAUCCAAGCCGUCACUAUGUAUCAGUUCCAAUAGAAGAACAGCUAAUUGCUCUUGGAAGAGCCAUAGAUGCUGGCAAGAUUAGGUACAUUGGCCUUAGCAAUGAAACACCAUAUGGGUUGAUGAAGUUCCUUCAUCUGAGUAGAAAUUCCCAACUGCACAACAAGAUUCUAACAGUGCAAAACUCGUAUAACCUGCUAUGUCGAAAUUUUGAUUCUGGGCUAGCAGAAUGCUGUCACCACGAGAGAAUCAGCUUGCUAGCUUACAGCCCAAUGGCCAUGGGUAUUCUUUCAGGGAAGUAUUACUCGUGGGAUGAUGGCGGCCCAUCAGAUGCAAGAAUGAAUCUUUUCAAAGGAAGAUACUCUGAAGGCGAAUCCAGAUAUAAUCUUCAGAACCCGAAAAUGAAAGCUGCUGUGAAGGAAUACACAAAAAUUGCUGCUAAGCAUGGGAUUUCUCCAGCAAUUCUAGCAGUUGCGUUUGUUCUGAGGCACCCCCUUGUGGCAUCGGCUGUUUUUGGCGCAACCAAAAUUUCGCAACUCACAGAAGUUCUUCAGGCCACCAGGGUUCAUCUCUCGGAGGAAAUUGUUGCAGAGAUCAAUGAAGUUCAUGCUAGAUAUCCCAACCCUUGCCCAUAAGAAGUUUCAGAACAUAGUAGUCACCUACAUGCAUCUCUGUUUUUCUUCUUCUUUUUAUGUAGAAUUACAAUGCAAUAUGAUCAUUAGUGAGUAACAACUAGCAGUUUUUGCCAGAGAUGAAUUCAUUCAACUUGUCCUAUUGUUUUUGCCUAGAAGUGAUUAUCUGAUAAAUACAGUGACUGCUAUGUAAGUAUGAAUCAAGAAUGAUUGUUGCAAAAGUGGAUAGAAAGAAAAGAGACAGCUUCUAC